UCAGGGCGCAGGCGCGUGGAGGGGGUUGGGGGAGGAGGGAAGCGGCGAGUAAGAUGGAAGAUGAGGAGGUCGCUGAGAGCUGGGAGGAGGCGGCAGACAGCGGGGAAAUAGACAGACGGUUGGAAAAAAAACUGAAGAUCACACAAAAGGAGAGCAGGAAAUCCAAAUCUCCUCCCAAAGUGCCCAUUGUGAUUCAGGACGAUAGCCUUCCCACGGGGCCCCCCCCACAGAUACGCAUCCUCAAGAGGCCCACCAGCAACGGUGUGGUCAGCAGCCCCAACUCCACCAGCAGGCCAGCCCUUCCCGUCAAGUCCCUAGCACAGCGCGAGGCAGAGUACGCCGAGGCCCGGAAGCGGAUCCUGGGCAGCGCCAGCCCUGAGGAGGAGCAAGAGAAACCCAUCCUCGACAGGCCAACCAGGAUCUCCCAACCCGAAGACAGCAGGCAGCCCAAUAAUGUGAUCAGACAGCCUUUGGGUCCUGAUGGGUCACAAGGCUUCAAACAGCGCAGAUAAAUGCGGGCAAGGAAGGAUGCCACCGCUGCCGCCGUCACCGCCUCCUGGGUCGUCUGCCACGGGUCACACUGCCGUGGCAGACAGCUGGACUUGAGCAGAGGGAACGACCUGAUUUACUUGCACUGUGAUCCCCUUUGCUCUGCCCACUGUGACCUUGAACCCCAUGCACUGUGACCUCUCCCCUUACCCCCUUCCCACUGUGAUUGGCACAUCUACAAGGGCUGCCCCAAGUCAACGGAAAGGGAAAGGAUGGGGGUUAGGGAAGGGUUGGGGGGACCCACCGAGGACUCAGAGUAGAGAGUCAGACAGUGCCACUUGGCCACUUGGGGUCAAGCCAGUGCCAGCAAUAAGUUUAUCAUGCUCAUUAAUUUGGGAUUUCAAAACACAAAUGAGAACUCCCGUCCACCCACCCCCAAGUGCAUGUCUUCAUCACUUAAAAGCAAGUUCCUUUUGAAAAUAUCCUUUUUUUUUCCCCUUUCUAUUUUUGUUUGUUUAUAAAAAUAUCUGAUUUGCAAGAAAAAGUGCAUGGGAGGAGUUUUAGCAGUUUAAUGAAUUUUUAAUUGAGAAAGGGUAGUUUGGUAGUCUACUUAAAAAUGUUUCUGGGAAAUUCACUAGAAACAUAAACCAAUAGGAUUUUGGUGAGCUGAGCUUCUGUAUUCCUACUGCCGCCCAGAAAAGGGGCAGGGCUGUCUAGCCCCCAGGACAGAUGAGCACCCCAUGCCUAUACCUCCCUCCCCGCAGCUAAGCCCCAGGCAUCUUGGCCCUACCUGGAGACUGGGCUAGUUCUAUAGGCCCAGAGAGCUUGGGGAGGGUGCCAACCCCACCUCAAGUAUUUUGGGAGAUGGGGAAAGUGAACAGACUUCCCCUUCUCGUACCCCUCAGGGUGGUUCCCUACCAGCCAGCCUUGCUACUUGCAGAAGAGAGCAGGGAGUGAGACCGCACUCCCGAGCUUAGAAGUAAGGGAUGCGCGAUGCUCAGUAUUUUGCAUCAGCACAAGGAAAGCCAGGAGAGAGUCUGGCUCCAGGACCCAGCCUCCUGCUAGUGUGGUCAGAAGGUGUCUGUGGGGCGCCGUCUCUGUGGAUGGCAUCAGCUUGGUAACUAUAGCUGGUACCUUUCCUUUGUGAAAUCACUACCUGGGGAGUAGGCCAUCCUGAGUACAUGUGGGAAGAGACAGGCUGUGUGUUGCAAGGAUUGGUGAUGACAGGCUGAUUCCCCAUAGACCUAGGCUACCCUUCACCCCUUUUCCAGAGCGAGGGCCUGGAAUGAAGGCAGCCUCGCCUCUGUGCCUGGAACCUAGAGCUUUGCUUUGGCUCCUGGAGGUGGAAGAGGCUGAGGGCAGCUGCCCAGAGCAGCUGUGUGUGUCCAGCCUGGCUCCUCUCAGGCUUGCGGGUCUCCUUCCGCUGCACUGCGCCUUAUCCCUCAGCCAGCCAGCCAGCCUCCCACUCAGUGGUAGGUAUGACAUUUUGUGAUUAGGGCAGCUUGUGGUGGCCAAGGUGGCAGGCUAGGUUUCGCAGGCUCACUUCACCUUUGGUUCGCCUGGCUCUCGGCCGUGCCCUGUGGGAAUGGGGCCAGGCCCAGCAAGCCAUGUCCCACUAUACCUUCCCCUUAGAAGGAAGGGCCAGCUGCUAACUGAAGCAGCAGCUAGUCCGCAGCACAGCCUUCUAACUGUGUGAAGCCCGGAAAUUGUCCGCAAGCAGAGCUGGCACGGAAAGGAGCUUCGGUCAGUCAGAACCCAGGCGUGUUGCGUUGUGCCCACAGACUGUUUUGAUGGGGAAUUACCUCUAGGAGUGGGCAAGGGAGAGGGUUGGCUGCUGUCUUUCUAGUUCCAUGCCCUGACCAGGCUUCCUCAUUCUAACUGUAUAGUGUCCGUCCCUCAUGUAAGAGUGGUUUCUGGCCCAAGGUGAGACUAUCCUCUCAGGUGGAGAAGGGUAGAGGUAGGCCAGGUGGGAAGGCCAGAAGUGCCGAUCGCUCAGCCGUUGGGACCACCUGUUCGUGCCGCCUUCUACCGGGAGCCAGAGGGAAGACGGCUGCUGGGUGUCUGUGGAUUGAUGUAGUAGGGACUGGUGCUCCCACCUCCCUCCGGCCAAAGAAGGGUUUCUGCCCGCCAUGUGCCUGUCACCACCCACCAGCAGUCAUAGCCUUGGCUCCCAGAUGGAGAGGUGGCAGGCAAAAAUUUUUUAAAAAAGGAAAGAAAUGAAAACAGGAAACUAUUGUGUCGGGGGGAGGUGGGAGGGGAGAUGGGAG
Messenger RNA from Hipposideros armiger (great roundleaf bat), 2756 nucleotides. It is a transcript of the gene SZRD1, whose product is annotated as SUZ RNA binding domain containing 1. The record is from RefSeq and is a predicted model, not a curated record. NCBI's taxonomy places the organism in Eukaryota, Metazoa, Chordata, Mammalia, Chiroptera, Hipposideridae. Bases 54 to 512 code for a protein of 152 amino acids. The transcript has 4 exons.